Messenger RNA from Oenanthe melanoleuca, 2658 nucleotides. RefSeq names its product ras-related and estrogen-regulated growth inhibitor-like protein. Gene Ontology annotation, molecular function: GTPase activity; GTP binding. The coding region runs from base 858 to 1553 and encodes 231 amino acids. The record is from RefSeq and is a predicted model, not a curated record. The transcript is spliced from 4 exons. Lineage: Eukaryota; Metazoa; Chordata; Aves; Passeriformes; Muscicapidae.
GGGAUGCGGAGAGCUGAGAGGGAGGAUGCGGCGGGACGGGAGGAGGAUGGGAGAGCUGAGAGGGAGGAUGCGGCGGGACGGGAGGAGGGAUGCGGCGGGACGGGAGGAGGGAUGCGGAGAGCUGAGAGGGAGGAUGCGGCGGGACGGGAGGAGGGAUGCGGAGAGCUGAGAGGGAGGAUGCGGCCGGUCCUCUCUGCUCCCGCGGCUGCGGGAGUUGCGCGGCGGCCCCCCGGUGCUCCAGAGAAGCUCCAUCACUCGGGAGAUGCUCCAUCACUCCUGAGAUUUUCAUCACUCACAAGGGACUCCGUCCCUGGCGAGGCAGCGCUCCGUUAAUCGCGAGGUGUUGCAUCGCUGGUGAAACAAAGUUCCACCGCCCGUGAGAUGCUCCGUCAGUCACAAGGGACUCGCAUCUCCCAUCAGCUGCUUCAUCACCCCAGCACUUGUGACACUCCACUCCCGGGUGACAUUCCCACCAUCCCCGUGGGGAAGGGACAAGGGGCUGCGUGGCCCUGCCGAGGCACAAAGUGCUCGAGGUGGAGGCGUGGGCAGCUCCGGGGAUGCAGUUUGCGGAGCAGCUGGUGCCGACAGCUGGUGCUUCCCGGCCGCCCGCCGUGCCGGGGGCUGGCAGGGCCGGCUCAGCCACUGACGUACGUUCAGGACAAUCUGAGCGAUGACAAAGUUUUUCAUCCGGCUGCCUGCAGUUCCCUCUGCACCGCCCCUGCGGCUGCGGGGAGGGGAGCGGGCCCCGCGGGUCCCCUGGGUGCCGUGGGAAGCGCGGGGCUCUGGGCUGUGCCGAGCGGAGUCGGACACACGGCCGGCACUGCCGGCACUGCCGGAGCGGCUCGGCCACGCUCGGCAUGGGGCUCCGGCUCCCCCUGCGCCGCAGCACCAGCUUCACCCCCGACCACCCUGCCCUCAUGGAGCUGCCCGGCCCCACUGCCCUGAAGAUGGAAGCAAACGUCCUUGUCAUGGGAGCGGACAACGUAGGGAAAUCAGCUCUGACUGUGCGUUUCCUGACCCGACGCUUUAUUGGAGAGUAUGGAGACAUGGAAUUCAUCUACAGCCACAACCUGACUGUGGAUGGCCGAGAGAUUCUCUUACACAUCUGGGACGUCCCCAAUUCCCAGGAGCAGGCAGAAGAUAAUUCCUCAGAGGAGAAGCGAAUCCAGUGGGCAGACAGCUUUGUCCUGGUCUACAGUAUCUGUGACCGUGCCAGCUUCAACAUCCUGCCCCUCAAAAUCCAGGUCAUCAAGGCAGCCAAGGAGGGGCAGAGCCAGGAGAAGGUGCCCAUUGUCAUUGUGGGCAACAAACGGGACCUGCACCACCAGCGGGUGGUGUCCAGCGAGGAGGGGCGGCUCCUGGCCCUCUCUUUGGACUGUGGUUUCUAUGAGGUCUCUGCAGCUGAGGCUUAUCACGGGGCCCUCAUGGUCUUCCAUGGACUGGCCAAGCUCAUCCCAGACACCAAGCUGGCCCUGAAGAAGGGCACAGGGAUCCGUGGCAUCGUCAAGACCAUGUCGGCCGUGUUUGCCCGUAAGCGAACAGACUCCCUCUGAGCUCCUGCAGGAUGUUCUGCUCUCUGUGCUGCCCAGCUGGGCCAAGCCUCCUCACUGGGUGCCCAUGGAGACGGUGUGUGUCCUUCCAUAAGUAUGACGGGUUCCUUGCUGUCCUCCUAGUGUCAGGGUCUGGGAGUCCUGCCGUGCACAGCCAGUGCAGCUGAGAACUGUAGUGUGUUACUCUUGGCUCUGCCGUGGGACAGUGUCAUCUCUGCUGUACCAGAAAGCCUCCUGCUUUCUCCUUUUAUCCUCCAACACUGGAAACCACGGGGGGGAUUUUGCCAAAGCUCCAGGCAGCAGCAUCCCUAGCUCCUGCAGCAGGAGCUGCCCAUGCUGUCAGCAAUUAGGGAGGAUAUCCUGCUCUUGUACAGCUGUCUCUCCAUUUCUGCUCUGGGAUUCUUAUUCCUGUUUAACCUUCAUCAGGAUCCUCAUCAGUAACCCUGGAGCACCCAUGAGCUGGAGAGGUGGGGCUUUCUCUGCUGGGGAGGCACUGGUAGUUCACUUGUGUGUGACAGUGUGCCAGAGCCCAGGGCACUGGCAAUCCUGGAGGAUUUGGUGAGGGCUGGUGCCUGGCACCCCCCCUGCUGUGCUUUUGAGCAGCCCUGCUGGCAGCCCUCUCUCCCACAGCCUUUCAGCGAUCACAGCGUUUCCCCUGUGCGGGCGGGUGAGCGCUGCACAGGCUGUGCCUGGGAAAAGCCAGGCGUGGGGCUCGUUCCCAGGAUGGGGAUUGCACCACACGCCUUCCCAGCCACCCCUUCUGUAAGGCUGCCUGUCCCCGGGGAGGAGAGGAGGUGGGGAAAGGGGUCUCUGGGCUCCUGGCUGAACCCUUCUGCUGCUGGGAGGCUUUUCCCUGCCUCUCCCAAACCCUUCUCUUUGUGCCCUGGGAAAGCAGUGCGUUGGAAGAAGGUUUGUGCGUGCUGUAGGGACACUGAUUUCUCUGCUGUGUUCUUCUGGAAAUGCAAUAAAUUUUCUUUGGCAGGAAGCCCCAGCUCCUUGGAGCUGUGAAUUUGUACUUGGGGCAUGGGAAGAGACACGUACUGUGCUGGGCAUGAGCACCCACUAUCCCAGUGGCAGCUACCCACAGGGAAUGUAGCAGGAUGUUUCC